Messenger RNA from Ogataea haglerorum, 3780 nucleotides. RefSeq lists its product as uncharacterized. The transcript has a single exon. Gene Ontology annotation, biological process: intracellular signal transduction. Gene Ontology annotation, molecular function: guanyl-nucleotide exchange factor activity. Bases 1 to 3780 code for a protein of 1259 amino acids. NCBI's taxonomy places the organism in Eukaryota, Fungi, Ascomycota, Pichiomycetes, Pichiales, Pichiaceae. The record is from RefSeq and is a predicted model, not a curated record.
AUGUACCAUUCGCAACAAAACAAUGAGCAAGCUCCUCACAUAAAACAGCCCUCGCAGCUCGCGAUCCCUAGUCAGCAACAGGCCAUUCCUGUGGGGCAUAUUCCCCCGCUGCCACCUUCUCGAUUCCAGCAUCUGAACCAGGUGCCGGUCCCCCAUAUUCCUCGUCCAGAGACCCAGCACCCCAUUUCGGCUGGCCCACAACGGCGGUAUUUAGAUCACCCGCAGCAGACGCAGUCACAGCCACAUCCUUACCGAGCCAACCUCACGUUCCAAAAUGACCCUCAGAUCGAUACUCAUCAGCCGGUUCCCAAGCCACAGGCAAGAGACCCUCACACCGAUCAUCCGCAACCAGAUGACGGGGCCCAGCAUACGGAGCGUUCACAAUCGGACACCACGCCUCGCCAAAGACAAUAUCCUCUGCAUAUGCAGCAGAUGCCCCAAAUGCACCCGAUGUCCCAGCAGCGAGGACCUCCGCUACCGAAGCUCAUCAACCCAAACGCUGUUCCACAAAGAUACUACCUCCCAUCUUCUUCGCAACAGUUGGCCCCGCAGUCGCCAGGAACUCUUGAUCCAACUCAGAAAAGUCCCGUGAUGCGCCAAUCUCUGAAUUUCCUCAGAGGCACGAGGAACGUAUCCUCUCCGAUUCUGCCUUCGGAACAUCCUGAGAGAUUCGGAGAGCCGCAGCAAAUUGACGAUGGCUUAAAAAAGUACCACACCACCACCACAAAACAUCAAGUCACCAUUUCUGGACGAGUGAUCCCACAGAAAGCCGACAUAAAUCCGUCUCCCCAGGAGGCCCCCAAGAAGUCAAGAAGCUUCACAUCUCUAACCAAAAGGGUUGCGUCCUCAAAUUCACUGCGAAACUCCGCCGACAGAGAGAAGUUAUAUCCAGCAGCAUCGCUGUGCUCGAAAACCAUCGUGACCUCAUCUUCGACCAAAGUCCCGAACGUGUAUCCUGCAGUCCUUUCCAACGUUGCUAAAGCGUUCAGGGCACGGAUCCAGCUAGAUUCAAAGUUCAAGAAUGGUCUUGAGUACAGAGACUCGUUCACAGGCGCGGAGGCCGUGGAUUGCAUUGCUAGGAUCAUCAGGACGUCGGACCGCAACUUGGCGCUUCUGUUAGGCAGGUCUUUGGAUGCGCAGAAAUUGUUCCAUGACGUGACAUACGAGCACCGACUCAGGGACUCCAAUAACGAGGUUUAUCAGUUUUCGGAGGAGGUGUUCGAUGUUUAUCCCCACGAGUCAGCGGCUUUUCAGCGUCAUGAAUCUGUUAGCUCGGAUAUUCCCGAGAUCGACAACAAUGGCUCUCCAUCGAUGACGUCUUCACCAAACGGCAACCCAAAUUCCAAAUCAGGCUCCUUCGGGGUGUCGGUGGUGGGAGUUUUCACUCUACUCACAGAAUGCUAUUCGCCAACAUGUUCAAGAGACAAUCUCUGUUAUAGUAUUGUUUGUCCGAGAAGGCUAGAGCAGCAGGCUAGACUGGGGUCGAAAUCUUCUUUGAUGAGAUCUGACUCGCACUUGUCGCUCACCCAAAAGGAGGAGCAGAAAGCGUUCUGGUCGUACACGGUUCCAAAGAGCAUUUUGGAUAGCAUGGACAAGAGAGAGAUCAAGCGCCAGGAGUGUAUUUUUGAGAUGAUUUAUUCCGAAAGAGAUUUUGUGAAAGACUUGGAAUAUUUGCGGGAGUUCUGGAUCAGACCUUUGUCUGAGACAAAGAUCAUCAAAGAGAAUGAGAGAGAACAUUUUGUGAACACUGUAUUCUACAACAUUAAUGAAAUCUGGGAGGUCAACUCGAGAUUUGCAGAGGCAUUGACCAAGAGACAACAGGAAAAGUCGGUUGUUGACGAGAUAGGGGACUUGUUUUUAGAAUUUAUUCCUCGUUUUGAGCCAUUUGUGAAAUAUGGUGCUGGCCAAGUGAAGGGCAAGUACGAAUUUGACCGUCAGAAGAGACACAAUCCAUUUUUCGUUAGAUUCAUCGAAGACACCAGCAAUAGAGCUGAAUCUCGCCGACUAGAUGUGUCGUCUUAUCUUUCGAAACCUACAACUCGGCCAGCAAGAUAUCCUCUUCUUUUGAAGAGCAUUAGAGACCACACUGACCCCGAGUCUAAGGAUUAUGCCAACUUGAAUAAGGCUAUUGAGCUUCUCCAAAAAAUGCUGACAAGAAUUAAUUACGAGACAGGAAAGGCGGCCGAUAGAUUGAACCUUUUCCUGUUGAAACAGAAACUGGUUUUCAGACCUGGUGAGUACAUAGAUCUCAGAUUGACAUCAGAGCACCGCAAGCUUUUAUACCAGUGCGUUUUGAAGAAGAGAAAUUAUCAGGACAAAGAGAAGCAAGGAGAAGUGCAAGUGUACCUUUUCGACCACGCUUUACUGUUUGUUAGAAUCAAGGUGGUCAACAAGCGAGAGGUCUACAGGGUCUAUCAGCGGCCUAUCCCUCUGCCCCUACUAUUUGUCUCAUUGACUGAAGAGAGCCCAUCCAUCAAACAAAUCAAAAAAUCUGCCUCUACGGGAUCGUUGACGGGAUCAACGUCCUCGUUACUUUUCAAAGACGCUAAUUCGACGAGCGGACUGCAUUUGGCAACGACUUCGGCCAAAUGCCCCAUUUCUUUCACAUACCUGGGCAGAAGUGGGUAUGACCUGACACUGUAUGCUACGCCAACAGUGCAACGAAUGCUAAUUGACAAGUUGGAAACGCAAGCCAGAAAACUAAUUGAUGAUAAUGAUGUUUUCACCUUAACCCCACUGACGUCCAAUUUCUUUGACCAUAAUAAUAAGAUCAACUGUGUUGUUCCUUUCGAUGGAGGCAGAAAACUGCUGUAUGGUACCGAUUCGGGUAUUUAUGUGAGUGAUGUGAAAGUCACUGACAACGGAUCCAGGGUUGUUUCGAGGCCGGUGAAGAUCAUCAGCAAAAUCAAUAUCAUCCAGGUCGAGAUCCUCAGUGAAUACCAGACUCUAUUGGCUUUAAGUGACAAAAAGCUAUUCUACUGGUCUAGCGAGGUGUUGAGUGGAGGGGAUGCAGCGAAGAACGGCAAGCUUGGAAAAGAGCUAAUGACGCACGUGUCGUUCUUCAAAACGGGCGUUUGUGCUGGAAGAAUGCUUGUUUGUGCGGCCAAGUCCUCGUCCAAUCUCAUUAGGAUUUUUGAGCCUAUUGAUCCGAUCAGCCAGAGAAAGCAAAAGAAAAAGUUCUCUCCGGAAACAAAAGACGUCAGUUUCAACUCGGAACCUGUUUCGAUCAGCUUUCUCAAGACCAAGCUGUGUGUGGGCUGCUCCAAAGGCUUUGAGAUUGUUUCUUUGGAAACCAAUGAAAUUAAGCAGCUUCUGGAUGCUGCCGACACGUCGCUUGACUUUGUGGUGGGCAAGGAAGGUUUGAAACCCCUGGAAAUAGACAGAAUCAAUUCUGACUUCCUGCUGAGUUACUCGAACUUCUCGUUUUUCAUCAACUAUAGUGGCUGGCGGUCGAGACCCAGAUGGAUCAUCCACUGGGAGGGUGUUCCACACGCUUUUGCUCUGUGGUACCCGUAUCUUCUCGCCUUUGAUUCUGGUUUCAUUGAGAUCCGCCACGUUGAGAGCGGAGAACUCUUGCGCGUCAUCAUCGCAGAGAAGAUUCGUUUCCUACACUCCAGCUCACAGGAAAUUUUGUACGCAUACGAAGACGAGAGAGGCUAUGACGUGGUGGCUUCACUUGAUUUCUGGGAUAAAAGCAUGAAGAACAGAAGUCGCGGAAACACCCUCCACACACAAGCUCCGAACGACACAGCCAGCUCGGCUACUUUGGUUUCAAAAUGA